CUUUUUAUGGCAGUGCAUUUUCACGACUUUCAGCAGACUUUGACUUACGGAAAAUCGAGAUAUCCAUUGAGGUAUUUUAUUUCUCUAGCCAUUUGAAUUUUGUAGCUUGAUAUAAUUAGCCAUUUCCUUGGUCGACUCCGGACUCCAGAACCGUCACAGCAAAAUACUUUGUGGGAUUCUGUGGAUUUAUUUUGUCAAGGAGCGACGAGAACUCGUUUUGUUACGAACUUGGAGUCAGUUAUGGUGUGGAUCUAUACCGGACCCAUCUGCUGCAAAUAUGGAGCCAGAAAUAUCUAAACCGGAAUCUUCUUUGGGAAUAGUGAUUUUCCAGUAUUUCUGCAUUGCACUAACAGUUAUUAUUCCCGUAAUAUGGAAACUGUACGAUUCUUCCCCCGCAUUUCGUUAUCAAGCCAAGAUGUUUUUUUACAUGACGAUAGUGUAUCUCACAAGCUCCCUUGUGAUUCCGUUAUCACUUAAGGAUCCCCGAAAUCCCGAUAAUACAAGGAGCAUCACAGGAUGGUUAUUUUUAAAUUUAUUGAGAGGGAAAGAAUUAUUUGGAAUUCAAGUGGAAAAACGUGGCGAGGAAAAUUUUCGUAAAGCUGGAGAUGGUUCAUAUGUUGUGAUCAGUAAUCAUCAGUCUUCCUUGGAUAUGAUACCUUUAUUCGAUGUUGUACCGGAACGAUGUACCGUGUUAGCCAAAAAAGCGCUAUUAUUUGCUGGACCUUUUGGUUUGGCUUGUUGGUUGUGUGGAGGGAUAUUUGUGGAUCGCCGUCCCGGCAAAGGAAGGGGGACUAUGGAUGGUGCUGCCUCGGAAUUGAAGAAAAAGAAUGCAAGGAUAUGGAUAUUCCCCGAAGGAACGCGGAACCACGGAGAUGGCUUACUACCAUUUAAGAAGGGAGCGUUUCAUUUGGCACUUCAAGCAAAGGUCCCCAUAGUGCCCAUUGUUGUGUCAUCCUACAAGUCGUUCUACGAUAAAAAGACUUGGAAAUUUGAGACUGGGAAAAUGAUAACGACUGUGCUUCCUCCUAUUGAUACCAGUGCGUACUCGGUGGAUACUAUAAACGAUUUGAUCGAAAAAGCCAGAAAUGAAAUGAUGGAUGUCUUCAUCAAAACCUCGAAAGAAAUUGAUCCGAAUUUCGUUCUUGAUCCGUACGAUGGGAAAGCAGACAAGCGAUCGUAGUACUAGUGUUGGUACUACGUUACCGGUGUUGUUUAGCGACUUCUGUUAUGUACCAGUGUAGUUACGGGUUGUUACGUGCGCAACUGGUGGAACUGAUUUAGUCGCAAUUCUUAUUGAAUAAGCUCAAAUAUAUAGCUAGUUUUAUCUGGAAAACAUUGUUAGAACCUCACAGCAAAAGAGAGUUUGACGGAAUCAAAAAAGUUGAG
Messenger RNA from Paramacrobiotus metropolitanus, 1386 nucleotides. RefSeq names its product 1-acyl-sn-glycerol-3-phosphate acyltransferase alpha-like. Gene Ontology annotation, cellular component: endoplasmic reticulum; membrane. Gene Ontology annotation, biological process: phosphatidic acid biosynthetic process. Gene Ontology annotation, molecular function: 1-acylglycerol-3-phosphate O-acyltransferase activity. Bases 278 to 1180 code for a protein of 300 amino acids. The record is from RefSeq and is a predicted model, not a curated record. The transcript is spliced from 5 exons. Lineage: Eukaryota; Metazoa; Tardigrada; Eutardigrada; Parachela; Macrobiotidae.